AUGGCGACCGACAACUCCGACCCAAUUCCUCCCCACAAGACGUUCGAUACCAUUUUGGUUCUCGACUUUGGCUCUCAGUACACACAUUUGAUUACACGCCGACUCCGUGAGCUGAACAUCUAUUCUGAGAUGCUGCCAUGUACCACUAAAAUUGCCGAUCUUCCUUUCACACCAAAGGGCAUCAUCCUCUCCGGUGGCCCAUACUCAGUCUAUGAGGAGGGCGCACCCCACGUCGACCACGCUGUCUUUGAUCUCGGCGUCCCAAUUUUGGGCAUAUGCUAUGGACUACAAGAGAUGGCAUGGCACUUUGGCAAGAACGCCGGAGUAGCCGCAGGUGAGAAGAGGGAAUAUGGACAUGCAAACCUCAAGGUUGAGAACCACGGCGGACACAUGGACGAGCUGUUCAAGGACUUGGGCAACGACCUCGAGGUCUGGAUGAGUCACGGCGACAAGCUCAGCCAUAUGCCCGAGGGCUUUGUGACUGUUGCGACUACGAACAAUGCGCCAUUUGCGGGCAUUGCGCACACAACCAGCAAGUACUACGGCAUUCAGUUCCACCCUGAAGUCACACACACAAAGAAGGGAACCACGGUACUGAAGAACUUUGCCGUCGAUAUCUGCCAAGCGAACACAAACUGGACCAUGAGCAAGUUUGUGGAUCAGGAGAUUACGCGCAUCAGGAAGCUUGUAGGCGACAAAGGGCAAGUUAUCGGCGCCGUCAGUGGUGGCGUCGACUCGACCGUUGCCGCUAAGCUGAUGAAGGAGGCUAUUGGUGAUCGCUUCCACGCCGUCAUGGUCGACAAUGGUGUACUGCGACUCAACGAGGCUGUACAGGUCAAGAAGACUCUAGACGAAGGUCUGGGUAUCAACCUUACAGUCAUUGACGCAUCCGACCUGUUCCUCGACCGCCUCAAGGGCGUGACCGACGAUCCGGAGAAGAAACGCAAGAUCAUCGGCAACACCUUCAUUGAAGUGUUCCAGAAGCAAGCCGAGAAGAUCAAGGCAGAGGCUCAUGCGUCCAGCGACGCUGGUGACAUUGAAUGGCUCCUUCAGGGUACCCUCUACCCUGACGUCAUUGAAUCACUCUCGUUCAAGGGCCCCUCGCAGACCAUCAAGACGCACCACAAUGUCGGCGGUCUUCCCAAGGACAUGAAGCUCAAGGUCAUUGAGCCUCUGCGCGAACUCUUCAAGGACGAGGUUCGUGAACUGGGCAAGGAGCUCGGCAUUCCAGAGGAUCUCGUCUGGCGCCACCCAUUCCCUGGCCCAGGUAUCGCCAUCCGUAUCUUGGGCGAGGUCACUCGCGAGCAGGUCCGCAUUGCACGUGAGGCUGACCACAUCUUCAUUGAGGAAAUCAAGGCUGCUGGUCUGUACAGGAACAUCAGUCAAGCGUUUGCGGCGCUUCUCCCUGUCAAGGCGGUUGGUGUUAUGGGUGACAAGCGUGUGCACGACCAGGUGAUUGCACUGAGGGCCGUCGAGACGUCAGAUUUCAUGACGGCAGACUGGUAUCCAUUUGAUGGCGAGUUCCUCAAGAGGGUGAGCAGGAGGAUUGUAAACGAGGUCAAUGGCGUUUGCCGUGUGGUUUACGAUAUCACCAGCAAGCCUCCUGGUACCAUCGAGAUGGAGUAG
Bipolaris zeicola 26-R-13 is the source of this 1626-nucleotide messenger RNA. RefSeq lists its product as uncharacterized. The record is from RefSeq and is a predicted model, not a curated record. The transcript has 2 exons. Gene Ontology annotation, molecular function: GMP synthase (glutamine-hydrolyzing) activity; GMP synthase activity; ATP binding. Bases 1 to 1626 code for a protein of 541 amino acids. Gene Ontology annotation, biological process: GMP biosynthetic process. Lineage: Eukaryota; Fungi; Ascomycota; Dothideomycetes; Pleosporales; Pleosporaceae. Gene Ontology annotation, cellular component: cytosol.